AUGAUUGGUUCCGAAAAUGACUUCUGUGAUUUAUCACAAGACUGGUUCAUAAUCAAAGCUAAUCUAAAUGAAACACUUCAAGAGGCUCAUAUUCCAAGUCUGCGCUUCUUUCAAGAUGUAGCUAGAUGUCCUAGAAAAACUGAAGACUUAUCACCAGAAGAAGACCAGUGGAUAAGAUUAGCAUAUAUAGGAGGUUUAACGUGGGCCGAGCCAUAUGAAGGAAUUGCAACCGAGUUAGAUUUCAAUGAAUAUUACCUGCACAUCUUAGCUUAUAGGAGUACAUGCUGGCCAAUAGGAGGUCAGCCAGCAAGUCAAAAAUACACAAGAACUUUUUAUUAUAAUCCUGCGGGAUAUUACACUCACCAUGAUAUACAAAUGGCAAUAGAUCUAGGUCUUCACAUAGAAUUAUCCUCUGAAAGUCCUAAUGCUUUAAUAUUUGGGCCAAAUCAGCUUAUGCGCGGAGAUGAAAUUUUCUAUCAAUGGGCAAGUUAUCUUACAGAAAUCAAGCAUGAAGGCGGACAGGCAGAUAGACGAAGACCAGGUCCUCAUCGAUGCAUGGCACCUUUUAUUUUAGCAAAGGGACGCAAAACAGUAUCAGAAAAAAUCAGAUCACUAGGUGAUCGUAUAAAGCACGUCCAUACAGAUGGGUUUAUUCUUUCAGAGUGGACUAAUUUUGAAGAAAUAAUCCUAACCACAUCCACGAAGUUGAAAGAAUCAACCAUCUGUUAUGUAACUGCAAUGCCAAAUGAAAUAUUUGAAAGAAUUUUUCAAUACCACAGCAUAAAUAGGGAAAAAAUAAGUAUUUCCAGAGUCAAGUUUACUAAUGCAUUGAGUAAAAAUACAAAGCCAAAAUCAUGUGAACAAGUAUUAUCUCUGAAAUUUAUUGGAACAAUAAAUAUAGGACCGGAUGUAUACAUUUCUGAAGUGUGUAAGGCAUGCGCAAAUUUACAACAGCUAAGUUUUGAAAAUUGUGGGUCGCGUAUAAUUAACAAUAAAAAUUUAGAAGCACUUUUAGUCGAGUGUCCCAAUUUAAAAUCACUUGCAAUAAGAGGUUCUAGACGCUUAAGCCCAAGAAUACUUACAAAAAUUCCAAAACUGACUCCUAACCUGGAAACGAUAGAAAUUA
Racocetra persica is the source of this 1126-nucleotide messenger RNA. The record is from the annotation of a GenBank genome assembly. Lineage: Eukaryota; Fungi; Glomeromycota; Glomeromycetes; Diversisporales; Gigasporaceae.